UCGUGUAGGUGGUUGACGUCGGUUUGUUGUCUGAUUAUCAAAAAAAUGAUGACCUCGUCGGAAACGUCGGAGAUGGAGAAUCCAGGAGACGAGAAGGGCGCCGAGGACUCAGCGAUCUUGGAGGUGAGCUCUAUGGCAGUGGGCGGAAUUGUGAAGCAAGAGAAUCGCGACGUCGAUUACCUGUCCAACUGCAGCACUUCCAUCGAGGGAUCCGUGGUUGCGUCUCCUUCUAUCGAUAGCUUCUCUACUCUGCCGGAUCAAGAGAUAUCAGACUUCCAGAUAGAUUCGCGAGAUUUGCAAGUGAAAGUAGACAAUCCGCAGAAACACCUGGAAACUCUGGAGACCUAUAUCACAUUUCGUAUAACGACUAGGACUACACGUCUAGAGUUUGAGGAAGGAGAAUAUGUAGUUCGCAGGCGAUACAAUGACUUCAUUUGGCUGCGCCAGAAAUUAGUGGAUUCUUAUCCAACACAUAUUAUACCACCAAUGCCAGGUAAGCAUACGUUGCUCGCCCAACUGGACCGUUAUUCCAAAGAAUUUAUCAUAGCGCGUAUGAAGCUUUUGCAUAUAUUCCUAAAUAGAGUCGUGAAUCAUCCUAUUCUGAGUUGUGACAAAAAUCUCCAUAUUUUUCUGACAACAAAACCUUCGGAAUUUCUCGUUCAUCGCAAAAAUCGCGGGAAUGUGCUCGGAAAAGUGACAGAUUCUUUGCAAAAUAUAGCAAGUACUUAUACGAUGAAGCAACGUCACUUAGAGUUCGAACAGAUUCGGGACUAUUGUACAGCAUUGGGUGAAAAGCUGUCGGCCAUAGAUAAAAUUAAUCAUCGCAUACAUAAAGAGAGGCAAGAUUAUUUAUUGGAGCUUCAUCAACUGCAUCCCAUAUUCACACUGUGGGCAACUUCAGAACCAGAACUCACACCCAUUUUAUUAGCAAUCGCUAAAGCGGUAGAAGCAAACGCAAUGGCUCAUCAGAAACUUCUGGAAAACGUUCCUAACGACGAACGCGAGUAUGUUUCAUACAUUGAAGCGGUCAAGAAUGCAUUGUCCCGCCGUGAUUCGAUGCAGAUUGAAUAUGAGAUAACAAUCGAUGUAUUGGCUAAAAGAAGAUUAGAAAAGGAUCAGUUGGUAGGAAAUACAAAUUACACGAUUCCGGCACAAGGCUGGGGCGGAUCCCUAUGGAAAGCGGAAUCUCGCGACGAAAAAUUGGAAAGACUCGGUCAAGCUAUUCCACGAUUAGCCAAACAAGCGGAGAUACUACAGGAUCGCGUGGAGUGCGCGAAUGAAAAUCUGCGAAGCGAUUUUCAGAGGUGGAACGUGGAGAAGCAGCAAGAUCUGAAGAACAUGCUGAUCACGAUGACUGAUCGACAUAUCAGACAUUAUCAACAGUGCAUGAACGCGUGGGAGGAAAUUCUUACCGGUCUUAAGUUGGACGGAAUUGGAUCUGACGUUAACGUAGGGCCGCCUGUUAAGAUACCCGUUUGAACCGCUAGUCUUUUCGCCACUCAAAAAGGACAUAGAAUAAAUAUUCGUUAUAUAUACGAAGGUAAUACACCAGUUUAAAAGAAUCUCUAUUAAAUAAUGACACAAAGUUUAUUAUAAUCUAUAAAAUGAUCUAUCAUCAGUUUCGAUAUCAUUGCUUUUAAAAUUGAAUCGUCAUUUUUCGAAAAAGAAAAAUUAUGCAGUACUUGCGACAUGACGCACGCAUUUAAUGACGAUGAAAGUUGCAUUUAAUGCACAUUAUAAUACGCUAAUAUCAAAACUCUAAAAUUCUGCAAAAAUUCGCCUUUAUGAUACAAUAACCUUGUGAAUUAAGUAUAAUGCAUUUGGUCCUACACGCAUGCAGGACAUGUUUCGGUAUAUAUCAUGUACAAGAAAACAAUUUUCUUGUACAUCUUGACGUUCUUUUUUUUUUAGAGGUUUAGAUCAUCAAUUAGUUUUGGGGACCAAAAUAUAUCAAGACAAUUAUCACGCCUUUCCCUUCGCUCUCUCUUUCUUACUUUGAAUCACAUUACAAUACAUUUAUUGACAAUCAGUUUUGUCAUCUAUAUCUACUAGUUACCAAAGUACAGUAGUUACCAUGAUAGCGUAGACAGCGUCAAUGUAUAGUAUAUAGCACUGGUAAAUUUUACAAAUCGGAGCAAAACGCUUGCGAGAACUUCGUUGUUAAUUAGUACCUUUAAUCUAAGUUAUAAACGAGUCGCACCGCCCUGAAUCGAUUUUGCUUAGCAGCAAGUAAAAAAAAAGAUGUAGCAAGAAUCCUAUAUGGCUUACACAUUCCUUUGUAUAUCCGUUAUUUAUGCUCGAAAGGGAAGAUACUCUUUGCUGCUCACAGUAUUGUUAAUAAUGCGGAGUACAUUUCUCUACAUUAUACGCCGCGACUCGGCGAGUUGGCAAAAAUGGCGGAGUUUGUAUCAAUAAAUA
Messenger RNA from Atta colombica, 2418 nucleotides. Its product is annotated as sorting nexin-7-like. Lineage: Eukaryota; Metazoa; Arthropoda; Insecta; Hymenoptera; Formicidae. Bases 46 to 1479 code for a protein of 477 amino acids. The record is from RefSeq and is a predicted model, not a curated record. Gene Ontology annotation, molecular function: phosphatidylinositol binding. The transcript is spliced from 7 exons.